AUGAAUAAUAUUGUCCACACAGAUAAAGAAAACUCUAUUAUACCUAGUACCCCAUUGCAGCAAUUGAAACCACAAAGUCUUGAUGGGCUAACGAGAACCAAGAGUAAAAGAGGGGCUAGUUUGUCACCAACAAAAAGAUUACCAUUUGCUGCAAAGGAUAAUAAUGUUUCGAGUUUCAACGUAUCGAAAAACCUGUUUAGUAAUAUUGUUAAACAACCAUUGGUUGAUAGAAAUAAAAAUAAGGAUACAGGAAGGGAUAAUACAAAAAGAUUGAAGAAGUAUGGGUCAAUAUUGGAUAUUAACAACGAUAACAAUAGGCAUAAACUAUCGCUUCGAUCGUCCCAUAGUAUUAAUUUACCAAGAACAAAAAGUUUGAUCUUAAAGGAUCCGAUCGAUUCAAAUAAAUCUGAUAAAGUUAGUAAACGUGGUGAAAGUGAGAGUGAAAGUGGGAGUGAUGAAGAAUGGAGUCAUUUUAAGAAUAAUUCAUUGAAAUUAAAGUUACAAAAUGUGUUAGAUAAGAAAGCAUCAAAUACCAACGUGAAGAGUGAUGUGCAUCAAGAUGAUGAUAUUGAAUAUAGAUCGAAAGACGUAGAUGAAAUACCAUAUAUCCCAGAUGGUUACAUACCAUUUUCACAAGAAGAUUUAAACAAGUUGUCUGAAUAUCAUCCAUAUAAUGUUUUAAUAAAUGGAACCAUAGUGAAACAUGACGAAGAGGAAGAAAAUACAGCAUUUAUACUAAAUAAUAACCUAUUCAAUAAUUCUCAGGAUAAAGAAUUAACAAUAGUAUCUCCUACACUUUUACCAUUAGAAACAUGUUUAAAUACUAGUGUAGAUGAUGAUCAUCAUAAUGAUCAUAACACUAAGAUAUCAUAUAAUAAGACUUUAAAGCAAGAUAGCUACAUAACAGAGAAUGAACCAUUAGAUUUAUUACCAAUAGAUAUAGAAUAUAAUGGCGAUGGAUUGAAUGACGAUGAUAUAGUAGAUCUAAUUGACAAUGAUAUUUAA
Messenger RNA from Arxiozyma heterogenica, 1005 nucleotides. RefSeq names its product securin (gene PDS1). Bases 1 to 1005 code for a protein of 334 amino acids. NCBI's taxonomy places the organism in Eukaryota, Fungi, Ascomycota, Saccharomycetes, Saccharomycetales, Saccharomycetaceae. The transcript has a single exon. Gene Ontology annotation, cellular component: nucleus; cytoplasm. The record is from RefSeq and is a predicted model, not a curated record. Gene Ontology annotation, biological process: chromosome organization.